AUGGCGGCACCCUUCGCCAUCUUGACUCCAGGAGCUUUACCGUCUGCGAUCUCGAAGAACGAGGCAAAUAGCUUCAGAACUCAGCCACCCGUGUCUCAGGAAGACACUGAUAUCGAUAUGAUCCUAGGGCAAGAAUACGCCGAAUUAAAACAGACGGCAGCUUUCAAUGAAGACCCUGAAGGUGUAGAAGCAUUUCUUUCGUUUAUCCGCGCCGCUGCAUCUUCCGCAGCAGAAGAGGAAAGACUAGCGACGCAAAAUGGUAGCGAUGGCAGCCAACUCCAUGAAUUUCAACCUUGUUCUUCCGCCCAAAUGCCUUCCACAUCCGCUCAGGAUGACGUCUUCGAUGCUACCAACGGUUCCGCUGAUCUUACCCCUUCCUCCGGCCCUAUUCGGACUAAACAGGUCAUCUCCCACCAAACCGGUUAUAAUUCUUACUUCAACGCCAGGCCCUGUAAUUCUACUGCUGCCACUAUCCGGUUCCAACCCAAGAGAUGUCUCUGGACGAACAGCCCAGGCGGAGAACCAUGCGGCUACAUCUUCCAUCCCCAAGGAGAGGACGGCGAUCGAUUCGACUUGAACGAAAUACGAAAACAUAUGGAACGUCAGCACGUCAGUGUUUCGGCGUGGUUAAAUCGCCGAGCAACUCAGAACCUGAACUCUUCGCGUGCUCCGAAGACGAACGACCUGGUCGGGCCGAUUAUUCCCGAAUCGGAUAGGGUGCCUUGCAGUUGGAAAGGGUGUAAAAGGCCGAAGAUCUAUAUCCAGAGCCUCGCCAGACAUAUUCAGGAUCAACACUUGGAGGAUAAAGCGGAAUGUUCGAGAUGUUUUGAAGUUAUCGGAAAGGCGGGUAAGGACAAGCAACUGCAUUAUUCGAGGCUGAGAGGGUUGGGGGACAGAUCGAGGUGUGAAAUGAUCCAGGCGCAGAGGAAUAAGGAUAACCUUUGA
This is a messenger RNA of Marasmius oreades (fairy-ring Marasmius), 945 nucleotides long. RefSeq lists its product as uncharacterized. The record is from RefSeq and is a predicted model, not a curated record. Bases 1 to 945 code for a protein of 314 amino acids. The transcript has 6 exons. NCBI's taxonomy places the organism in Eukaryota, Fungi, Basidiomycota, Agaricomycetes, Agaricales, Marasmiaceae.